AAAACCCAAUACAACGGGCUUGAGCCCUGAAACAAAUGCCACAGGAUUUAGCAACCAAAAGAUAAGAGUUGCUCAUGGCGCAAAAUGCAAAUGCCAGCUAAAAAAAAUCGACUCCGGGUUGCGUAACCCUCUGGAAAAGGAUGAGACUUUCAGGAUAGAGAAUUCAAAAAGCUACAACCUUUUGAUUGAGCUCGCUCCACCUUUCCAUGGCGGGCACCAUCAAACCCGUACUCCCUCCCCAACAACAAUUGAUCCCAACGAAACAAACCCUUCACCCUGCUUCUCCUCCAUGGAUUUCCCGCAAACCCAUUUCCCAUGGCGGCCAUUCAUCACUUGGCAUUUCUUCUUCUCACAGCAGGCCGCCACUCUCAGCCUCCGUUUCAUUCGACCCGUCGAGAAACUUCGACCUUUCUUUAUUCGACGACGAUCAAGACGCGUCGGAUGUCGCGCCGCAGCCGAUGCCGCCGAGCGAAGGAAGGUAUGAAGUUGUCAUCGACAAUGGCAUCAUUAGCGCACUCGAUUUGUCCCCGUUUCGCGAUGUUAUGCCUACGGGGAUUGUUAAUUCUUAUGAAGUAAAGCAGUUGUUGGAACGAAGCGUGGGGUUUACGAUUAACUAUACGAGGGACGAUCCUCGGGAUCCUCGAGAGCUGUCGGAGCUCCCUGAUGUGAGGCUCUGGUUCGUGAGGCUCGAUGCAGCUUAUCCAUGGCUGCCGGUGGUGCUUGACUGGAGAGCAGGGGAACUCGCCCGUUAUGCCGCCAUGAUGGUCCUUGUGCAGAUGAACAUGAAGAUGGGGGUUGUGUUCAAUCCAGAGGCGUUGGAGUUGUUUGUGAUGAAGAAAGUGUUUGCGGUGUAUUCUUGGUUGAAGGAGCAGAAUGUUAGCAAGGCUAGACUGAAGACAAGUGAUAUGGCUAGAAUGCUAGGGUUUGGGAUUGGAGAUGAGCUUUUUGACUUGAUUGAUAAAAAUUCUUUGCCUCUAUAA
Messenger RNA from Linum tenue, 980 nucleotides. The record is from the annotation of a GenBank genome assembly. Lineage: Eukaryota; Viridiplantae; Streptophyta; Magnoliopsida; Malpighiales; Linaceae.